Cannabis sativa is the source of this 3222-nucleotide messenger RNA. RefSeq names its product CRM-domain containing factor CFM3, chloroplastic/mitochondrial. Gene Ontology annotation, molecular function: mRNA binding. The transcript is spliced from 9 exons. Gene Ontology annotation, biological process: RNA splicing, via transesterification reactions. NCBI's taxonomy places the organism in Eukaryota, Viridiplantae, Streptophyta, Magnoliopsida, Rosales, Cannabaceae. The record is from RefSeq and is a predicted model, not a curated record. Bases 18 to 2729 code for a protein of 903 amino acids.
UAUCUAUCACCAUUGCCAUGGCGCUCUCCCCGUUUUCACUGAAUCCAUCAACUUCUUUUUCUUCCUCGUCGUCCUCAUCAUUAUUAUCAUGCAAUUUCAUUAAAACUCAGUCACUGCAUCUUCUACUUCUCCAUUCCCAAACUCACACCUCCAUUGCUUACAGAGCUUUAAAGUUCAGAACUUGUUGUGCUCAGCGGGCUGUCCAAGUUGAUACCUUGCAACAACCCGAACGAGUUGAAGUAGCGUUUGAGACCGCGAAGCAGAGGAAAAAGAGGAAGCCCAGGCCAAGCUUUUUAGAGCAAAUUCAGUAUAAAUGGUCUGCGAAACCUGGGUCUCUGAGACAGAAAUUUCCUUGGCAAGAACAGAAGGAAAAAGAAGAUGAAGAAGCUAAGGAAGAGGAUAAGGAGAAUGUGAGUGAGCAGUUUACUGAUGAUGCCUAUGAAAUUGAGCCGGAAAAUCAACCAUCGUUGAGUGACUCAGUAAAUUUUGCUCGGCCGAGUAGUGUUAUUUCGGCUCCCUGGGAUCAUGGAAAGAAACCCUUUAAACGCGAGGCUAAGCCUGAGACUGAAAUCCCGGAAAAUGGUGAAGGGUUCAAUGAACUUAAAGAUGAUGAUGUUAAGAAACCCAGUGGCAUAUUUGAAAGAGAAUUUCAAUACGGCAAUAAUGGUGUUGAAAGACCCAGUAGCAUAAUUCAGAGAGAAUUUCAAGCAACAAGUGAUGGAAUUUCAAAGGAGGAAAAGACGGUUUCAAUGGAUGUUGAUAAAACUCUUUAUGGGAAUGGAGAGAAUGUGAAUUUGAUUGACUCUGAUUAUGAUUCUGAUGAUUCGGUAUUGGAACUGAGGGAAGGAGACAAGGUGAAUAGGAGAAGGAGUAGCACGGUAAUGGCGGAGAAAAUGCUUCCCGAACACGAACUUAAGAGGCUCAGAAACGUUUCUUUGAGAAUGCUGGAGAGGACAAAGGUGGGAGCUGCAGGUAUAACACAAGCUUUGGUGGACGCCAUUCAUGAAAAGUGGAAGUUAGAUGAAGUGGUGAAGUUGAAGUUUGAAGAGCCUCUUUCCAGUAACAUGAGAAGGACACAUAAAAUUUUAGAGACUAAAACUGGAGGUUUGGUUAUAUGGAGAUCAGGCAGUUCAGUAGUCUUGUAUAGGGGAAUGAACUACAACUUACGUUGUGUACAAUCAUAUACCAAACAAAUAAAGAUGUAUUCACACACGUUGCCAUACUUAGAAGAAGGUGUCACAAGUGAUCCCAUACACGAUAUACAAGAGAAGGAUUCAGUUAAAACUAAGGAUUCAGCAAAGGGUCUGCCUGAAGGAGAUAUCACAGACUUGAAUGAUCUUAACCAGUUCUUAGAUGAGCUAGGACCACGUUUUAUCGAUUGGUUAGGUCGUGAGCCGCUCCCUGUUGAUGCCGAUUUGCUACCUGCAGUGGUUCCAAACUAUAAGCCUCCAUUCAGACUUCUCCCUCAUGGAGUAAAACUUGGUCUGCGAAACAGGGAGAUGACAGCAUUUCGUAGGAUUGCAAGAACAAUUCCUCCACAUUUUGCUUUAGGGAGAAACCGAGAACUACAGGGUUUGGCUCGGGCUGUGGUGAAGCUGUGGGAAAGGAGUGCCAUUGCUAAGAUAGCCAUCAAACGAGGUGUACAAAAUACAUGUAAUGAGAGGAUGGCGGAAGAACUCAAGACGUUAACAGGCGGAACAGUACUUUCUAGAAACAAAGAUUUUAUCGUCUUUUACAGGGGAAAUGACUUCUUGCCGCCUGUUGUAACGCAUGCCUUGAAAGAGAGGAGAAAGCUAAGAGAUCUUGAGCAAGACAAGGAAGAACAGGCCCGAAAGAUGGCCCCAGCCUUCAUUGAGUUGAAAAGCAAAGUUUUAUCUGACCAAUUGGUUGCUGGAACCCUUGCAGAAUCAAAGGCAGCAAUUGCCCGCUGGGGUAAACAGCCAAACAAUGCGGAUAUUAAAGAAAUGAUAAAAGAAUCAACUUUGGCAAGACGUGCAUCCAUACUCAGACAUCUUGAGAAGAGACUAUCUCUUGCAAAAGGGAAGCUAAAAAUAGCUGAUAAAGCUUUAGCAAAGGUGCAGAAAAAUUUGGAUCCAUCGGAGCUUCCUGAUGACCUGGAAACCUUAACUGAUGAAGAGAGAUUUUUGUUCCGCAAGAUGGGUCUGAGCAUGAAACCUUUCCUGGUUCUAGGAAGGCGAGGAGUUUAUGGUGGUACCGUAGAGAACAUGCACUUGCAUUGGAAAUAUCGUGAGUUGGUGAAAAUCUUUGUGAGAGGAAAGAGUGUAGCACAAGUAAAACACAUUGCUAUUUCAUUGGAAGCUGAGAGCAAAGGGGUACUAGUAUCUAUAGAUAAAACUACGAAAGGGAUCGCAAUUAUUGUCUAUCGUGGGAAGAACUAUCAGUCCCCUCUUACUUUUAGACCUAAGAAUUUAUUGACAAGAAGGCAGGCAUUAGCUCAGUCAGUUGAACUGCAAAGACGAGAGGCAUUGCGGCAUUACAUCUCAGACUUGAUGGAGAGGAUUGAGUUAGUGAAGUCUGAAAUGGUGGAAGAAACAAGAAAUGGGAACAUGACUGAUGCUGAAGACUCGUUGCAGAAAACAGAGGAAUUUUCUCUGUCAUCCGAAGAAGAAGAAACAGAGGAUGAUGAGGGGGAUGAGCCAUAUCUUGAGCCAUAUGACUGUGCUGCUGAUGAUGAUGAGGAUUACUACAAUGAACAUGAGGAAAGUUAAGUAAUUUCAUGGUUUUGCCAACUGACGACUCAUUUGGAGAUUGAGGAAUUGCAUUUGAUCUCACAAAAUAGCAAUGGUGAAUCUUACAAGAUAAAGAAAGCUCGCUCUCAUUACUGGAGCUUUCAAAUCAGAUCAUCAAUGAUCAGUAGUUAUCACUUAUCUGACUCGGGUUCUUGGCAUGAACGUGGUAUAGUGGAGAAGAAAGCUAAAGCCUAAAAAGCAGGCAGGCUCCAUUUAAAGGGGAGAUGGAUAUUCAGGAUAAGGGAGAUGGAUAUUCAGGAUAAGAUUAUCUGCCGAGCUAUGGUACUUGUAAAUCUUUCAGGAGAAAAGGUUACAGAUACAGUGAGGUGAUUUCCAUUUAUAGCUUUCAAUCUGAGCUGUGAUUAGAAACUGUGUAGAUUGUAAUUUUAUUUAUUUAUUUUUUUUGAUAGAACAGAUUGUAAUUUAAAACACAGUACAUUAUAUAUUAAGCUAUACCAUCAGCCUUUUUUUA